UGAAUUCAGUAUGGACGCCUCUGUCUCGGCAGCCAGUCGCUUUUACCGCCACAUUUUCAAAUUUGGAAUUUUGGACCGGAACAAUUUUAAUUCUAUUCGCGUGUGAAAUGGACCUUAUUUACUUUCAUGUGCUAAACGCUUUCGAUGUGCAGUUGUUUUAAGUUUAAAAAAUUAAAUCCAAUAUGGAAUCUCAUUCAGUGUUUUGAAAAUAGAACGCCAGCGACUGCCAGUGCCAACUCGCGUGAACGUUUUGUAAACAGAAAACAUCUGAUCGAUUUCGAACGUGGAAUUUUGUGACUGAAUUUUAUUAAUUAAUUUUGUAAUCGAUUACAUGAGAGAUGUGGAUAUAAUGAGUUUUUAAUCGAUUGACGCAAUAGAUGCUUAAUUUAUUCUUUGGUAUGGUUUGAUACAAUGUUAAUUGCGCGUGUGAAAAUCAUCUUUUUGUUGGAUUAUAAACCUGUGGAUUUUUAGAAAAACAAAAAAUGAAUCACAAUCGGCCCUUUUUUGGGUCCCACUCGGACACGUCUGCUAUAAAUUUGAAACAUAUGGUGACAGACCUAUUCGCCCAAAUGCGGGAGCCGUCUCCAGGGGCCCCCAGUCCCAGGGGGUCUACGGGGUCCCUCUCCAACGGAGCUGUGACCAAAAACAUUGGGUUCCAACAGCAGAACUCCGAAUUACCCUGGACAAGUCCAGCAAUUUCGCUUCCGGGGAACUGCAAUAGUAACUUAACGAGUGAACAAGCCAACCUUGUGCGCAGUGUAAGUAAUGCCUCUGCAUUAACUUCACUCUGCGCUGAUCUGUCACCGACUGACUCCCAUUUCUUUGAGGUUUUAUACAUCGGCAAAGUGCGUAUAUCACAAAGAAAGGUCCCAGAAUCGCUCAUUGACGAUGCGCUGAUGAAAUUCGCUCAACACGAAGCUGAGAAAAUUAAGGGUCUAAGGCGGCACAGCCUAUUAUCUUCCACUGGGACUUCCGUUUACAGUAACGAUUCAUCAGAAAACCUAGACAAAUCUGAUAAGCUUAAUUCAAAACCAAGUCUGAUACCAAGUACAACUCCUUUAGAACCAGACAAAGAAACGCCUUGGAAAAGUGCUGAAACACUCACAAAAAAACCAAAAGCGGAGACUAAUGAAAUCGAUAAAGAAUUUGAUGUGUUCACUAAAGAGAGAGUAGAAAUAAACUCUAAGAAACAAAACGAUCAAAUUACGAAGAAUAAUUUGGGAACUGUGAACGAAGAUGAAGAAAAAACUGAUAUACAAACUAUCAUAAGCGAGACAGCUACAUCUAUAAGUGCAUAUUGUAAAAAUACAAUUGAAGACGCUGACAAGAUUGCUUCGAUAAAUGAAAAAAUUAAACUUGUGCCCUUAAAAAUAGACGAAGUAACAAAAUCUAAUGACGAUGAUUCCCAAAAUGAGAAAGUUGAUAGUCCUGAGAAGAUUAAAUUUCACGAAAUAUCAAGACCCAAGAUGAAUGAUCUUAAUAGUGGAACUAGGAUGCCUGAAAAUAAGCCGUUUUUGAGGGAUCGCUCUGCUUCUAUAGGUACAUUGAACUUGAAGACACCAAUAACUCAGUUGAUUGGAGAACAAAAUCGGACGAUGCUGUUUCAGGUCGGCAGAUCGGAACUGAGACUCAUCAGUCCCGACAGGAAGCAGAUCCUCCUCCACAGGGCGUUCAGGGACGUGGCCAGUUGUGUCCUGGGCCGGAUAAGGAAGGACCAUUUCGGCUUCGUAUGCAGGGAGACGAACCAAUAUUACGCGUGUUACGUGUUCAAAUGCGAGAGUGAUUCUGUUGCCAACGAAGUUGUUAAUGCCAUCAAGCAAGCGUUCGUGGCCCACGCUGAGCUGCUGAAGAAGACCAGGGAGAAGUCUCCGAACAUGACCUGCGAACAUUGUCCAAUGCUGUGGUACCAUAGACUGUGUCACGAUAUUGAAGGCAUGAAUGAGAAGAAAACUCACUCCUUCAUCCUCCGUCGCAUAGAACAACUACCUGAUGAUGAACAGGAACUCAUCAUCAUGAAGUAUCAGGGUGGAACCAACCACAUGUACGAGGUCGGUGAACACAACGCUUUCCUGAUGAUGCUUCUGAGGGCGCACUGUGAAGCGAAACAAACAAGGCAUGUUCACGACACUGCCGAGAAUAGGUCAGAGUUUUUAAACCAGUACCUGGGCGGCAGCACCAUAUUCAUGAAAGCGAAGCGGUCCUUGUCCAGCGGAUUUGACCACCUGCUGAAGAGGAAAUCCAGCAAGGACGACGGCACCCUGGCUCAGAUGCAGAAAAAGGAAGCCUCCCCAAUUUCUCCGACAACAGCAGAACCUCCUGAACAGCCCGCACAAGACUUAUUGUCUCCGGACAAGGAUGUCGCAAACAGGAGCAAGUCCCUGUCGCCAGCUGUCUGGUCCCAGGAUACAGAUCCACCUUCACCCAAAAACCAAGGUUCCUCAAUUCCUACGGUGGACGAAGAUGAUGAGGAAAAAGAAGAAGCGGGCACACCUGUUAAUUCUCCAAUGAUGGACAUCUUCAUGAAAGUGAGCGACUCCCGGCCGACCACAACGGAGACUGGAACAGAAUCUGACGCGACGUGGAGACAGGCCAUAUACGAGAAAGUUGUGCAGCCACCAGACGAGCCUGAAGGUGAAUCAAAGAAACUGCUCAGCAUACCAUCAGCGCCUCCAGGCAAACGGAAUAAGGAACAGCUUCGACAGCUGUGGAAGAUGGCCAUCGACCAGACCAUACUGCUGGUUAGGAUGGAGAAGGAGAACGCUAGAUUGAAAGAAAGAGAAGAAUCCUCGGCCGUACGUCGCAUAAAACUGGAGUACACAGAAUUGGGGCUAUGCGACGCUGGUGUGAUACUAAUGUGGGAUUCAAUGCUGAACAAAGAUGGGGCGAGGCCCAUGUCGAAGGUGGACAAGCAUAUGCUGACUCAGGCAGUCAUGCAAGGUGUCCCGAGGAUGUCUCGUGGUGGAGUUUGGUACUUCCUAGCAGAACAAGCAUCUCUCCGCUCCCCACCACCCGACGUGAGGGCCUUCCCCCACUACCACACCUCGUACAGAACGCUUUUGGCUGGUCUAACGAAACAUCAGCACGCUAUACUUAUUGAUUUAGGUCGCACGUUCCCGAAGCAUUCUUACUUCGCCUCGGCCCUGGGGCCAGGUCAACUAGCUCUGUACAACAUUCUCAAGGCGUACUCACUGUUGGAUCCAGACGUUGGUUAUUGUCAAGGCCUUAGUUUUGUCGCUGGGAUUCUUUUGCUUCAUAUGGAAGAAGCCGAAGCAUUUGUUCUGCUUCGUCAUUUAAUGUUCAGAAGAGGACUAAGGAAACAGUACUUGCCUGAUAUGAGCGCUUUACAAGUACAGCUGUACCAACUCUCCCGCUUGCUCCGCGAUCACGAGCCCGAGCUGCACGCCAAGCUGGAAGCCCUGGACAUCUCCCCGGCUCUGUACGCCGCCCCCUGGAUGUUGACGCUCUUCACCAGUCAGUUCCCCCUGGGCUUCGUCGUUAGAGUCUUCGAUCUCAUCUUCCUAGAGUCUUUGGACGUGGUAUUCUCCGUCUCGCUCGCUCUCCUCUCCGUGCACAAGGACGGACUGAUGUUGUGCGAGAGUUGUGAAGAGGCUGCCGAGUAUUUGAAGCACAAACUGCCGGAUAUGGACAGGAUCAGCUACGAUAAAGUUAUGAAGAAGGUCCAUGCCCUGGAUAUAAGCAGGCAACUUAGCGACUACGCAGUAGAGUACGCUGUGCUCCGCGAGGAGAUGCCGAGGCUGGCAACACUCACUGAGGAGAACCGACACCUCAACGCUGAUAAGAAUAGAAUGUCGGAACAGCUCGAUUCUGCAAUGGACGCCAUAACGAACUACCAGAAGUCACAGGCCAAGAUGGAGUCGCAGAACAAGAUGAUGGAGCAGCAGCUGACGCUUAUGAGCCGCUACAUCUCCUCGCACCACAGGCAAGAAUUACCGCCAGAAAUCAAGAAAAUCGUUCAAAUACACAACAAAAAAUUAUCAUUCGGUUCCAAAAUAUUCUCAUCGAAAUUCAAUUCGAUCGAUGAUGACGAUAAACCAAAUAAAACUACAGGUGUUAGCAGUCCUAAUUUGUUCAGCAAAAUCAAUAGAGAUGACGUUCUUAAUAUUGUUAAUGCUGAUAAGAAUAAAGACAAUGGUAGGUUUGAAUUGAAGAAAUCACAAUCAGUACACUCCGGUUUGAUAGCGAAUAACUUGAAAAAUUAUCCUUUGAAAAUAGUUGAAGAGAAAAAGGAGGGUUCUAAUAAGCGUUCUGAAAGUUUUAGGGGUGAUAGUGUUCUUAGUGAAGGUUUGAAGGAGUUAGGUAAGAAAAAUUCAGGCUUCUUCGCCAGCACUCACGAACAAAUUAGACAAGAGAGACUAUUCGAACAGCAAUUGAAACAUGACUUCGACGAGAAUCUCAAAAGGUUAGACAGCAAUUCUAAAUCUUACAUUGAAGAUCUGAGUAUGUUUCAGAGCAGAAAGAGUAUGUCUCUAAAUUUGAGUCCAAGUAAUGUUAAGGUUAAUGAUAGCGGUUUCGUCACUCCUCUGAGUCCUCCACAAAAAGAUAAUGAAAAGAGAGAUGAUGCUUCUGUUAUUUCGCAUCCGUUGAGCGAUGUUGAUGCGGACAUCAAAUUUGAUGGUCAGUCCACGAGAAUUAAACAAAUCAGGCCUAUGAAAAGUAAUGUUAGUAAAUGAAUUUGUUGAACUAAAUUACACUGGCCGUCAAUGUGGUAGAACCAUUCCGUUUCGCUAAUAUAUUUAACUGUUUAUUAUUGAUUUAAUUAAUAAUUUUUUUUUUUGCUUUAAAUCCGGAAUUGUGUUUGUUACAUUAAGAAGAAGGUUUACCGACUUCAAAAAAGAAGGUUCUUGAUGGUUUUUCAAUUUUAUUACUUUUUGUAGUUUUUUCUGGCCUAGCAGCGCUCGGUCACCCAGGUACUAGAAUCAUUGAUUUAGUAUCCUCUUACACAAUUUCGAAACGUUCUUAUUGAUCUGCCAUCUAACUCACCUAACUAUUGUUCUUCUUUUGUAGAAGUCGACUUCUCUCUCAGUUUUAAAAUUAUCCAAAAAUCUAGUUAGAAAUAAUGUAAAAAACAGUGUUAGAGUACAAUAGAAAGGUGAUACUAUCUUUUUUUCACAGCGGUAAAAUGUAGGUACAAAUCUCGCUUUGGUCACUUUUUACUGAACUAGCGACCUGCCCCUCGCACGGGUAGCAUUUAUAGAUAUAUACAUACCUUCCUCUGAAAACCCUCUUUUCAACAUUUCAAACAGCAACAAAAUCCGUUCACAACUUACUUUGAUUACCGCAUACGUAAAUGCACGCAGUAGCGGGACUUUAUAAUUAUGUAGUGAUUUUAGGUAUUUAUAGUUUAGCGUUUACCAAAAUGGGUAAACAUUAACUUUGAUGGUCAGUGUAAUAAUGUAUUAAUGAAUUCAUUCAAAUUUAGUUUAAAUAAAUACCAAAGUAUAUCGUUAUUAGCUCAAAAUCAUUUCAUAAUUUAUGAUUAUGUUAAUUAAUAAUGAGAAUUUAAAAAUACAUGAAUAUCUAGGUUUUAAAAUAACUAAAGGUUCUUUGAUUCAUUUUAAGAAAAAUAUUUUCUUUGUUUUACGGUAAAUCUUCUGAGUUUAAACAAUUUUUUUUAAUCAGUAUUUUAUCAAAAUCUAUUUUAUUUUAGCGAUCAUAAAAAUCCAUAUAUAUAUAUAUUAUAUAUAUACCUGUUACAAUUUCUGUACUUAAAUAUUUUAGCAAGUACUACAAUACAUAGGAAAAACAAAGAAUUAAAAAAAAACUUUUUCUCUGCUUUUAUUAGGUAUAAAAUCUUUUUGAAGGUUUGUGAACAAUGUUUAAAGAAAUAAAAAAACAUAGGCCUCAUAAACAUAGCGUACAUACUAAUAGAUGUGCAAUAUAAAACCUUAUUGUUAAAGUGAUAAGUAACACGACAGUUAUUACCAAUGUCUUUUUAACAAAAACCUGAGAAAAUGACUAGACUUGUUAUCAGAUAUCCACAUCUUGAAUAAUCUCAAAAACAUUAGGUCUUUCAUUUCAAGAGCGCUUAAUUCUGUUGUGGUGUAAAAUAAAGAUUAUUUUUAUUUA
Amyelois transitella is the source of this 6087-nucleotide messenger RNA. RefSeq names its product TBC1 domain family member 4 (gene plx). The coding region runs from base 483 to 4691 and encodes 1402 amino acids. The record is from RefSeq and is a predicted model, not a curated record. The transcript has 23 exons. NCBI's taxonomy places the organism in Eukaryota, Metazoa, Arthropoda, Insecta, Lepidoptera, Pyralidae.